UUCGAGCCCUGCUGGUCACGCUACAUUACGCCUGUCGCAUCAACUGUGUUGAAUCCCCCGUCCACCUCAGCUCUGUCGCCCUCAAUCCUUGCUUGCGCAGGCAAUUGCGACCUUGUUCGAUUUGGCUCGACACGGCGCGACCAAAGUUGACGUCCUUCGUCCUCAACCCUCCAGCAGUUGCGGCUGCUCAUAAUGUACCCGCAGCACGCAGCCAUGGCCGCACAGCAGAAACCCGAGACCUUCAUGCUGAGCAGUGAAGCUCAGCAAGCCCUCCCCCACGAUGCUCAGGUAGCUCUGCAGCAAGUGGACAAUCUCAAGUACUUUCUCAUCUCAGCCCCCGUGGACUGGCAACCGGACCAGUACAUUCGGCGGUUUCUCCUUCCCACGGGCGAAUAUGUUUCUUGUGUUCUAUGGAACACCCUUUUCCACAUCUCGGGUACGGAUAUUGUACGGUGUCUUUCCUUCCGCUUCCAGGCAUUUGGGCGCCCAGUCAAAAACUCGAAAAAGUUCGAAGAGGGCAUAUUCUCGGAUUUGCGAAAUCUUAAAUCGGGCACCGAUGCUUCCCUCGAAGAACCCAAAAGCCCGUUCUUGGAUUUCCUCUACAAGAACAACUGCAUCCGGACGCAGAAGAAGCAGAAGGUGUUUUACUGGUACAGCGUACCGCACGACAGACUUUUCCUCGACGCCCUCGAGCGAGACCUGAAGAGGGAGAAGAUGGGCCAGGAGGCCACGACUGUCGCUGUCAGCGAGCCAGCUCUGUCCUUCCAAUACGACUCGUCCCAGUCCCUGUAUGAGCAGCUCACCAAGGCCCAGCAGGCCAAUUCUUCGUCCUUCAACCCUCAGCGCGUUUCUUUUUCUCAGAGCCAGUCCACGUCACCCGUGUUGCGAGCGAUCGACUCGAUGCCUCCUCCGCAAAUGAUUCCCCAGUCAAUGGCCCCUUUACCGGAUGGGCUAGACGCCAUGGUCCCCUACGGAGCGAUGACGAUGGCGCCAACGAUGCCCCAGCAAGUGAAGCGAGAACCUGAUUACGGGCGGGUGCAGUACAACCAAAACGGUGUCCCAAUAACGCAAGCACAUCAACGCCAUGCUUCGAUGCCCGUCUAUGGCUUGGAGUACUCGCCUGCCCCGUCCUUUUCGUCGUCCCACUACGAAGACUACAGCCAGAGGGGAAUCUCAUUCGAGCCACUGACACCUCCCCAACAAGCGCUUGGCAUGGCGGCCGAGCCUGCAUAUAUCGCCAAUGAAGAGACGGGCUUGUACACCGCAAUUCCCGACCACAUGAAUGGUGUUGGUGGCCUUAACGGCAUGAUUCAGCUCCCACCGUCCAACCUGGCUGGCCCUACUUUCUCCCGCGGAUAUGGGUCCAACAACGUAUACUCUGUGAUUGAAGGGUCACCGACGUACAAGCAGAGGAGGAGGCGCUCGUCCAUCCCUCCGGCGGUGUCGGCCACGGCUGCGGCUAUCGCCAACGCCACCCAGGCCCACCGGCCCUCGGAGCUGCGGAGGUCCGUUUCAGCCUCUGUCGGCCCUGUGGCUGAAGGCGACGAGUCGGACAAUUCGCCACCUGGACUAACAUACAGCAAUUCGGGCAUGUCACUCACAAGCCAACAGCACAAGGAGAUACUCGAGCUCUCACGACACGGUACCCCAUUGUCGACGGUUGAAGGCAGCCCGGCGCUCAACCCAAUGGCGCUACAACAACAAGACUUCGCCCACAUGGGUGCUGACGAAUUAGGUCCCUUGGCCGAGCAACGCCAAAUGAUGGCUGGUGGUAGCGGCGUGGUACGCAGAGCACGCUCAGCCACCGUCAUGGAACUCGGGCCCUACCCUCAAAAGUCCCACUCAUGCCCUAUCCCUACAUGCGGCCGUCUCUUCAAGCGCCUCGAGCACCUGAAGCGACAUGUGAGAACACAUACACAAGAAAGACCCUACAUCUGCCCUCAUUGUAGCAAGGCAUUCUCCAGAUCAGACAACCUAGCACAGUAUGCCCCCAUCUUUUCCUUGAUGUAUUCUUUUCUUUUGUCAACCCAAAAUAAUCCUGCAUGUUGCGCGCGCGGCAUGUCAGCAAUGGAGCAAACUAUCGUCUAAAUAAACAGCACGCUACAUAUUCACCACACAGCAGCAGCAUUGCACAACAUUCCAUGCCAGCCCAAGGAUCAUGAUUCACAUGGAGCAGGCACUGACAAAUUACUCUGUAGGCAUAAGCGGACCCACGACCGUGGCGAUGGUGUCGAGGGCGGUUUCAACCUAUCGGGCGAGGAUGACGAGGAGUACUCUGGGGAAGACCAGCUCGGCUCCUUCGAGGAAGCGUCCCCGAUAUCCGAGAACGGUUACGUCCCCGCGUCGUUG
Lasiosphaeria miniovina is the source of this 2349-nucleotide messenger RNA. RefSeq names its product transcription factor steA. The record is from RefSeq and is a predicted model, not a curated record. Gene Ontology annotation, biological process: sexual reproduction; regulation of DNA-templated transcription. The transcript is spliced from 3 exons. Gene Ontology annotation, molecular function: DNA-binding transcription factor activity. NCBI's taxonomy places the organism in Eukaryota, Fungi, Ascomycota, Sordariomycetes, Sordariales, Lasiosphaeriaceae. Gene Ontology annotation, cellular component: Ste12p-Dig1p-Dig2p complex; Tec1p-Ste12p-Dig1p complex; nucleus. Bases 193 to 2088 code for a protein of 631 amino acids.